Salvia hispanica is the source of this 774-nucleotide messenger RNA. Lineage: Eukaryota; Viridiplantae; Streptophyta; Magnoliopsida; Lamiales; Lamiaceae. The record is from RefSeq and is a predicted model, not a curated record.
AUGGACGCAACUUCAACAAACCUUCUCACACUCCAAUCCUCCACCCAAUACACCCAAUCCCCUCUAUCUGAAUCUGAUAGAUUCACGUUGGAACAAUUGAUGGGAACACCACCAGAGACCCCAGUGUCCGGUACUCAAGGUGGCCGCGGGCGAAAUCAAGGCGUUGGGGGGCGAAACGGCGGCGGAGGUGGGCGAAAUGGCGGAAAUGGUGGGGGGCGAAGCGGCGGCGGUGGUCGAAGCGCCGGCCGCCGAGGAGAGCAGGGGACCGGAGGAGGUGGCGACCGAAGUGGUGGGCGAGGCGGCGGAGGCGGAGGCGGACGCGGCGGCUGUGGCGGCGGCGAUGGCGAUGGUGAUGGCGAUGGCGGUGGAGGCCGGCAGUCGACCUACUAUAGCAAUGAAGAAUCCAUUGCUGUAGCCAGAGCUUGGUAUGCAGUCACGACCGAUUCUAUAGUCGGUACGGAUCAGACCGACGUUUGCUUUUGGAAUCGCGUUCUCGAUGUGUACAACGAAUUCAAACCAGAUGGGAGCGUCGAGCGUACAACUAGCCAGAUCCGGAAGAAGUUCGGAAGGAUUACUAAAGCGUUGAAGAGGUUCAGUGACAUAUACGAGACCCAACUCCGCCUUGCUGAGAGCGGUCGCACCGAAGCCGACGUACGAGCGUUGUCGUAUCAGUUGUACAAUAUUGAAUCGUGGCCGAAGUUUAGAUCUCAUUAUUCGACCGAGGUCGAAGUUGGGAUGGUCCGAAGGGUCGCAGUCGGGCGGUGCCAGCGGUAG